Molecule: messenger RNA, 4313 nt
Organism: Thalassophryne amazonica
Lineage: Eukaryota; Metazoa; Chordata; Actinopteri; Batrachoidiformes; Batrachoididae
Gene: atxn2l
Product: ataxin 2-like
Exons: 24
Coding region: 596-3751 (1051 amino acids)
Biological process (GO): cytoplasmic stress granule assembly
Cellular component (GO): cytoplasmic stress granule
Molecular function (GO): RNA binding
Source: RefSeq, a predicted model, not a curated record
AGGUUUCCAGCAGUGAGACGCGCGCGCGGAUCGAGUCAAGUGAAGCUACCGAGAAGUGGCGUUGACCGACCGCUGAGUGUUUUCAUUGAAAAAAAAAAAAAAAAAAACACCUGAAAAAAAAUUAGCUAUUACUAAAGUAACUGUCAGCAACGCUACGGCUUUAUUUUGCUAUCAUCAGCGUCAGCGGCGCCGGAGUUAAGGUGAAGCGACGGGGAGAAAGUAAAAGGAGAGCGCCCGAAGUGAACUUGACGAUCAAAGCUAAUGCUAAUUUAGCCUGCCUCUGCUAACGCUAGCUAAAUAUUUACGUCGAUCUCAUCAUUUUAGCAGUCGUCUACUUAGAUAGGACCACCGCGGCUGUAACGUGGUUGGUUAGGAAAUUAACUAAAUUGCAUUUAAUUUAAAUAGGUGUCUCGCUUUGACAUUUUAGGCCACAAGUGGCUGGUGUUGAUUUAGCACCAUUAGCAUCAGUAGCCGGGUUUAUUGAGGUGACACCGGCUCCGCGCUGGUUGGGAUUCUAGUGUUAUUGCUAAACAAGUAAACAUAGUUCGCUUCCAAAGCAACUUCACAUCAGUGUUUAUCAGCCUUUUGCUUUGCAAUGCUGAAACAACAGCAGCAACCGGGCCCAGGUGGACGAAAAACGUCCAACGGAACUACGGGCCCUGCCGGCAUGUCUUCACCAGUCAGCGGGAUUAACAGCGGGAGCAGGACACCGGCUGGGAGGAAUCGAACUUCUGCAAAGCCACCAUUCCAGUCACCACCUAUUUUUCCAGCCCUUAAAGUGCCAUCAAACAAGGUUUUUGAGGGUGUGUACAACAAUGCCAGAAUGCUUCAUUUCCUUACAGCUGUGGUGGGUUCCACCUGUGACAUAAGAGUGAAGAAUGGCAGUGUAUUUGAGGGCAUAUUCAAGACUCUCAGUUCACGGUGCGAGUUAGCUGUGGAUGCUGUACAUAAACGUAACGAGGAGGACAGUUCAUCGUCAGCUCCACCACGACGGGAAGACAUCACUGACACCAUGAUCUUCAGCCCCUCAGACUUAGUCACAAUGAUCUGCAGAGACGUUGACCUAAACUACGCUACCAGAGACACUUUCACAGACUCAGCUAUUAGCUCCAGUCGUGUCAAUGGAGAGCACAAAGAGAAGGUGUUGCAAAGAUGGGAGGGAGGAGACAGCAAUGGAGAAGGUUUUGAUCUGGACAAUGACACGUCCAACGGCUGGGAUGCCAAUGAGAUGUUUCGUUAUAAUGAAGUGAAGUAUGGAGUCACAUCAACGUAUGAUUCCAGCCUCUCCAUGUAUACUGUGCCACUAGAGCGAGGUACUUCAGAGGUGUAUCGGCAGAGGGAGGCACGAGCCGCUCGCUUGGCCAGUGAGAUAGAGUCUAGCCCCCAAUAUCGCCACCGUGUUAACCUGGAAAAUGAUGAAGGCAAGACUGAAGAGGAUAAGUACAGUGCUGUGGCGCGGGACGGUAAUGAUAGGGAGAGGGGCCGUGAGAGCCCCCGUGAGAGAGGCCGAGACAGCCCUGGAGCCGGAAACAGGGAGGGCAAGUACAUUCCAUUACCCCAGCGUCAACGAGAGAUGAAUCGGGAGAGAGCAGAGAGAGGUCCUGGUGGGCCUCCACCUCACAACCGCCUAAGUGGCAGUUACCGCUCCACACCUCCAUCCUCCUCCUCUUCUUCUCCCAGACCCCCACUCCCAUCUGCUACUGGGCCCCAACCUGGUGUUUCCCCCUCAGAGAGAAGCAGCCCACUAUCAAACCGAGGUGGUGCGUAUGCUCUUCAUCACCCCCAGGGAAGUCCAAGCCCAGGCCCUGGGUCUGGUCCUGCGAGUCCUUAUACCCCAGCCUCUCCUGCGGGUUCAACACCCAUCACAGCCUCCAUUUCUGCAGCAACAUCCCCAGCCAGUCCCCCAGUUGCACAUACAGUCUCUCAGUCCCACUCACUUCCACACUCUCUGUCCGAUGUUGGCAGGCCCGUUAAUGGAAUCUCCACCAGAACAUCUCCCAAAGCCCAGAGACCUCCGCAGUCGAGCAGAACACUCCGCACGUCAAACUCGCACAGUCAGUCCACAGCUACUCGCUCUCCUAAAUCAGGCUCUCAGGACACGCCUUAUUUGGACACAUCAUCUGUUUCCUUGCCAGCACAGAAGACGUCUGGCCCCGCCCCACUCUUCCCUGUAGAUGUGAAUGAGAUCCUCAGCACAGCUGCAAAAGAACGCUCUGCUGAGAGCCCCAGCACAGAGGACAACAAAAAUGUAAAAGCACCCUCAGUGCAGCAAAGAUCACAGAUUGAGGAACUGCGGAAAUUUGGCAAAGAAUUCAGGCUCCAGCCAAGUGGAGGCACCUCCAGCUCUCCAAGCUCUCCAGCAGCAGCAGCAGCACCUCCUGCCCCCAAUGAAAUCCCAAUGUCCAGCGCAGCCAAACUCUUGUCAUCAGACGCUCACCCAGUCUCAGAACCCAAACUUCAAGCUCCAGCUACCAGCCCUGCACAGUCUCUGUCAUCACCCAUCCCUGCUGAGGACCCAGCCAAGGACAACACCUCCGUGGCUGGUACCACAGGACUGGUUUCAGACAGGCAGUCACCUGCUGCACCACAGCCAGCAAGGACUCCAGGUGACGAGGUCCGAACAGAGACAGUGGAGCAAACCGAGGGUGUUACAGACCAAGUAAAGAAAUCAACCUUAAAUCCAAAUGCGAAGGAGUUCAACCCCAUCAAACCACAGAUGCCUAUGACAAAGCCCAACACUGCGCCAACCCCGCCUAGACCCACCCCUCCAAGCCCAGUGGUUCUUCAGCAUCCAGGUGGACAAGGGCCACUCUACAAUGCCCCCUACCUCUCAUAUGUCUCACAGAUCCACUCAGUGCAGCCUCCACCGAUGUACCAAUACACCAUGUCUACAGUCAGCCAGGGAAAAUACCCAAGAACUAAAGGUUCAGUGGUGGCUCCACGCUCUGAUCAUGGAACUUCAGCACCUCCUAUGCUGCAAGCUGCAUCAGCAGCUGGUGCGCCCCUAGUGGCAUCCCCUUACCCUCAGUCGUACCUUCAGUAUAACCCACAGCAGUACAGCCAGCAGCAGGUCAUCCAGGCCAUGACGCCAUACCCUGGCCAGCCAAUGUACUCCAUGCUCCAGAGUGGGGCCAGAAUGAUAAGUCAAGGUGGUGGUCCUCAUCCACAGGCCCUGGGCCCUCCAGGAGGACCCCAGUUCCCUACACAGGGAGAUGGACCUCAGGGACCACAACAGGGACUCUACGCACCACAGUCCUUCUCCCACCACUCAGGAGCAGUACAUCAGCCCCAACCCUCCAGUACGCCAACAGGCAACCAGCCCCCACCACAGCAUGCUGCCCCUAGUCCUGGACAAAAUGCUCAGUCUGGUCCACAGCCCCAGUCCUUGUACCACUCAGGUCCUCUGUCAGCACCCACCCCUCCCAACAUGCCACCAGGCCACACAUCUCCACAGGGCUCGUACCCCCUCCAGGGUUAUAGCAUCCACAGCCACCAGGGCAUCCCACCGACAUACCCCCUGGGGCAAAUUGCACAGGUGUGGGCACAUGUACAGGGGGCAAUGUCUGGUCCACACCAUUCGGGGAGUCAUGGUCAGCCCCAGUUAGUGAUGUUGCAGGCUCCUCCCCAGCAGGGUCCCAGCUCAGUGCCCCAGCACCCUCAGCAAGGAGCACACCAACACUUCUACAUAGGACACCCACAAGCGAUGCAGGUUCAAACGCAUCCUGCUCCUUUCCAUCCACCUGGAAACUGAAGCACAUGGGUCCCCCACCAUCCCAAACUACAUCUUCGACUGAGCCCCAACGUUCCCCUCUGUCUCCUGGCUGAGGCCUAGACUGAACUGUACAAAGACUGACAGGACAGUGCAGAGCGGAGGACAGUAAGUGCUGUAGAAUCGCACUCCGACUGUACUCUUCAUUGACGUGUUUCAGCCCAGAUGAGGACCUUUUAAUGCACAUGGUGAUCUUAAAACAGCAACCGCCCUGCUCUCUCUUUUUUUUUUUUUUUUUUUUUUUAACAACACCUUGCUGGGUGGACAGUUCAGAGAGUUUAAAAAAAAUCCGCAGACUUUACCUUCCACCGUUGCGUUUUAGUCUGGUGGGGGUCCACAAGUACGGUGACACAAAGUGGUAAUAUGGACUGUCAUCGGAUUCCCAGAAUACAGAUCAUCAGUCGUGAUGGGAGCGAUUUGAAGGAGAGGGAAUUUUUAGCAGUUUUCCUUUUUAAAUCCUGAUCAAAUUGUUCAACCUUCCCCUGUUCCCCUCCAACCUCCUAUAGAAAAUAAAAAAUGGACAAGACAAAAAAAAAUCUUAAAG